CAUUGUGGAGUUCAUAAUGAAAUUGAAGCACAGCGAACCACGGUUCGUUUGGCUCAGCUUGGUCUGCUGUAACACGCUGCAACCAGUGCAAUCCUGGGAUAUGGAAUACAAUCUAAACUUACUCUGCAAACUGGGUAAGAUCAUACAAGCGCAAGAGAUCAUUUGGUAUGUGAGCGAACGCAUGGACGCGACGAAUAGUGUUGGCGUACAGGAACUCAUCAUAACGUUGCGCGAUUGUCUGGGUCUCACGCAGUCGGUGUUGACCAAUAGUACCGAUUUACGCUUAAUACAUUCCGAAAAUAAGAAACACGGAUUGAGCAUAGUCUUCUGUACCGCCGUCGAUGAUCCCAUCAUACAUGUACACGAUCGCACACUACUCGGACGUCAUUUUUAUUUCGGCUUAAUGAUCAUGGUAAAUAUAGUGCAGGAUUUUAAUGUGGUGGAGCAGCUAAUGGUGGGGCUGAAGGCGCGUAAUUUCCAAAAUACCAUGCUAUAUUACUACAGCAGUAAUGAAACAAAUGAGCUCUUCACCUACACCUUAUAUCCGGAGUACAAACUUGUAAAUAGUUCCAACUUUUUGGCAUAUUUAAUGGAAGCUUUGCCAAAACGUUUAGCUGGUGGUAUGGAUAUGCAGGGUCAUAAGCUAUAUACACCGCUGCGUCAGGAUAUACCACAUGUCUUCAGUUAUAAGAAUAGUCGAGCACAAACUGUUUGGCGUGGUUCAGCGUAUAAUCUGUUGAAGUUAUUUAUGGACUAUGGUAAUGCCUCGUUGGUAAGCUAUGAAAUGCCGAAAGAUCGCUAUGGCGGCAAUGUGAUCGAUAUGAAGGCGGCGCUGGACCUCAUACGUCACAAGAAAGUGGCAGUAAUGGCACACGCUUAUGCGUUAUUUAAAGAGGACGACGAGCUUGGUAAGAGUUAUCCACUAAUGGUGGUGCGUUGGUGUCUCAUGGUGCCCAUUUGGAAUAGCGUCUCAACACUGUACUAUCCACUGGAGCCAUUCGAUGAUCUUAUUUGGAUUAUCAUUGUGGUUGUUUUUCUCGCAUUGGUGUCUGUUAAGUGUCUGUGGUGUUGUUGGCAGAGCAUGCAUGAGCUGGCUAGACGUUUAAGCGACACUAUUUUGGAAUGUUUCUGCUUGAGUAUUGGCAUUUCUACACCAAAAUACUUCGGCGCACCUACUCUAUUGGAUUUCCUGAUUUUCACCACCAUAUUCUUAUACGGUUUCUUUCUCACAGCGAACUACACAUCACUCUUGGGCAGCAUUUUUACCGUAACUUUAUUUCGCGCACAAAUCAACACCAUGGAUGAUCUCAUAGCCACGAAUAUUUCUGUUAUGAUUAUCGACUAUGAAUUGGAGUUUCUGCGUUCCGGCGGUGAUGAAUUACCUGCGAACUUCUCACGUCUGUUGCUGCCCGUGGACUCGGCCACUUAUAGUCAACAUCAAGUGCAGUUGAAUACGACUUUUGCCUAUUUUAUUACGGAGGAGAAAUGGAAUUUUCUGGACCUACAACAGAAAUACCUCAAGCAACGGCUCUUUAAGUUCACAGACAUUUGCUUCGGUUCCUACCAUUUAGCUUAUCCACUGCAACCGGAUUCGUUUUUGUAUCGCAAUCUCGAGUAUUAUAUCUAUCGUAUGCAUUCUUCGGGCAUGUUGGGACACUACCAGAGCACAGCCUUCGAUUAUGCGGUGCAUGCGGGACUUGUGAAACGUUUGGCCGAUAAUACGGAGUUUACGUCGGCUGGCAUGCAGCACUUGGCUGUGGUCUUCUUAAUGCUGUUGGCUAUGUUUUGUGUGAGCUUCUGUGUUUUUGUGGGUGAGCUUGUAAAUGAACGUUUGAGGAACAAGUGUUGCUGGCAUUGAAUUCAGUGAAGGCAGUUUCCUCAUGAAUCAAUAACGAAGAAUAUUACAGAAAUAAUGAUCCCAGCGGAUUAACACUAGCUCUAACCCCUCAGAGGAUUUAUGCGAGUGGAUCCAAGCAAACUCGAGACCACUUCUUCUACCCAUUUUAAGUCCUGGAUUAACCAUCAGUUAUAGAGUGCUCU
Zeugodacus cucurbitae (melon fly) is the source of this 2040-nucleotide messenger RNA. RefSeq lists its product as uncharacterized. The transcript has a single exon. NCBI's taxonomy places the organism in Eukaryota, Metazoa, Arthropoda, Insecta, Diptera, Tephritidae. The record is from RefSeq and is a predicted model, not a curated record. The coding region runs from base 17 to 1858 and encodes 613 amino acids.